Messenger RNA from Protobothrops mucrosquamatus (brown spotted pit viper), 1841 nucleotides. It is a transcript of the gene RCAN3, whose product is annotated as RCAN family member 3. Gene Ontology annotation, molecular function: nucleic acid binding; calcium-dependent protein serine/threonine phosphatase regulator activity. Gene Ontology annotation, biological process: calcium-mediated signaling. Lineage: Eukaryota; Metazoa; Chordata; Lepidosauria; Squamata; Viperidae. The transcript has 5 exons. The record is from RefSeq and is a predicted model, not a curated record. Gene Ontology annotation, cellular component: cytoplasm; nucleus. Bases 1 to 807 code for a protein of 268 amino acids.
AUGCCACUCUUCCUACAAGCGCAGAAUACAGAGGCAGAAAGAAGCUUUGAAUGGACAGUGAUUAAUGAUACAAUGAAGGCCUGGAGUGAUAGUCAGUCAGACCUUUACAGCAGUGACCUAGAAGAAGAGGAAGAAAUGAUUUUUGGAGAAAACGAAGAAGACUUGGAAGAGAUGAUGGAUCUAAGUGAUCUUCCUACCUCACUCUUUGCUUGCAGUGUUCACGAAGCAGUGUUUGAAGUUCAAGAGCAAAAGGAAAGAUUUGAAGCACUUUUCACAAUCUACGAUGCUCACGUUACAUUCCAGUUAUUUAAAAGCUUCCGAAGAGUAAGGAUAAACUUUAGCAGUCCAGAAGCAGCAGCCAGAGCACGGAUAGAACUCCAUGAGACAGAUUUUAAUGGGAAAAAACUGAAGCUAUAUUUUGCCCAGGUUCAGGUGCCCAGUGAAGUGGGAGACAAAUCUUACCUUUUGCCCCCCCAGCCUGUCAAACAGUUCCUGAUAUCACCUCCGGCAUCCCCACCCGUAGGAUGGAAGCAGAGUGAAGAUGCUACUCCCAUGAUAAACUAUGACUUGCUUUGCGCUGUUUCAAAAUUGGGGCCUGGGGAAAAGUACGAGCUUCAUGCUGGAACCGAAUCCACUCCAAGCGUUGUGGUCCAUGUGUGCGAAAGUGAAACUGAAGAGGAAGAGGAAGUGAAAAAUCCCAAGCAGAAGAUCGCGCAAACUCGCCGCCCAGACCCACCACCUGCCUUAAUAAGUGAAACAAAAACUCUCGAAUGUAUGCUAGAAGUAGGAGGUGGGAUGCACUACUGAUUUGAAGCUAUUUAAUCAUGGCAGUGGAUGAUUACUCCCAUUUGCAUUGCUGCAUCCUGCGUAGCAGCAACAGACUCCUCUUUGCAGUCAUCUCACAUCAAGAAGACAUUUUGAAGAGCACUUUAAUUUUUAAGGUCAACUUCCAAGAUGUAGCAAAUCCACUAGGCUGCCAAUCCUAGGAGAGUGCCAUUUCUGGUAAUCUGUGUUACCAUUCUCUUGGUGUUUGUAAGGCCGAAGGAACUUGGCUGCUGCCAUUUAUAUAUGGGCUACCACAUGGUUUUGUAUGUGAGUCUCUCAUGCAUAUUUUUGUGUGCUGAUGUAUACCAUGAAUCUGAUUCACUUGAUGUUCUAAGUAAUCUAGUGACAAAUUAUACAUGUAAUGUACAAUGUACAUUGUUAUCAGUAGGAGAAUCUCAAACUGUUUUUGAGGUGAUAGAAUCAAAUAUUCAAGCAGGUUUGUUUUUGUGGUUUUGGUUUUUUUUUUCUUCUUAUAGGUGCCAUAGCUGUUUGUGUUGAAUGUCAAGGUAUUAUUGUGAAUUGUUGUAAGACAAGACAAAAACUAAUUGGGAGUUGUAAUGGUUCUUUUCUGCCCACUGCGAUUAGGAAAAUUUUAAAAAAUUGAAAUGCCUAUAAGGAUACAGUGGAGAAGGGAUUCAUUACCUUUGGAGAACAUUUUCUUGAUCUGUAGUUUUCCACCUACUAUGGUUAUAUGUCUUACAUGAGAUAUUUCCAAAGCAAGAAGCGUCGUCUUCUGCAGCUUGUUCUUCUUUGCCUGUUUUCAGAAUAUUCUGGUUGGCCAAGGAAGCAUAGCCCUCUCACGCUUCACUUUCCCAUCACUUUAACUGUUUCCCAUGUGUGUCAAAUUUAUCAUUUCUAGGAUCCGAUCACACAUUCUGUGCCAAGAUGUUUAGCCAUGGUUUGUUCUACAAGCCAUAGUAACCUGGUCUAUUGAUGAAGCUAAGCCAAAAACAAACCAGCUGCUUUAUGUCUUAUGCAAUAUGUAGAUCAGCCUGCUGUCUUGUAGAGCAGCGGCC